Megalops cyprinoides (Indo-Pacific tarpon) is the source of this 1915-nucleotide messenger RNA. RefSeq names its product alpha-2Db adrenergic receptor-like. Gene Ontology annotation, biological process: platelet activation; adenylate cyclase-activating adrenergic receptor signaling pathway; regulation of vasoconstriction. NCBI's taxonomy places the organism in Eukaryota, Metazoa, Chordata, Actinopteri, Elopiformes, Megalopidae. Bases 332 to 1582 code for a protein of 416 amino acids. The record is from RefSeq and is a predicted model, not a curated record. Gene Ontology annotation, cellular component: membrane. Gene Ontology annotation, molecular function: alpha2-adrenergic receptor activity. The transcript is spliced from 2 exons.
CCCGUGCAACACAACAGGACGCGCACACGAUAAAACAAUGAGAUAAAAGCAGACACGGGGAAGAAACAAAGGAAAAACAGAGACGGAGAUUAAGACGAAUUGCCUUCCGGUUCUUGGAAUAGCAUUGCACAGGAGAAAACAACCGCACGCGAUCCUUUUCUCGCUUUCAAAACUUGUGGAAAUGGAAACACGCGCUGGGCUGAGACUGUGCGUAAUGUGGACCAGCUCUCUGACCGUAUGAGAAUACUUACCUCUGGUGUGCUAAGGAUCCCUUGGUAGCGGCGAGCUGAGCUGUUUUGGGGGAAAUGCACGGACAGAAAAUGUAUCCAAGAUGGAUGUGAUCCAGCCGUCUCCAGUUGUGACCAACUCAUCCGAGGAUGCCACCAGCACAAGCGCCCCGAGGACCUCACCUCACUCGCUGGCAGCGGCAGCAUUCAUUAUACUGGUGGUGACCAUCAUUAUUUUGGUGACUAUCGUGGGCAACGUGCUGGUAGUUGUGGCUGUUUUCACAAGCCGGGCUCUCCGCGCGCCUCAGAAUCUGUUUUUGGUUUCUUUGGCGUCCGCGGACAUCCUUGUGGCUACGUUGGUCAUUCCAUUCUCUCUGGCCAACGAGGUUAUGGGAUACUGGUAUUUCGGGAGUACAUGGUGCGCCUUCUACCUGGCGUUGGAUGUCCUCUUCUGCACGUCCUCUAUCGUCCACCUUUGUGCGAUUAGCCUGGAUAGGUACUGGUCUGUAACUAAAGCGGUCAGUUACAACCUGAAAAGGACACCAAAGAGGAUCAAGUGUAUGAUCGCCGUUGUGUGGGUAAUAUCGGCGGUUAUCUCUUUUCCACCACUAAUUAUGACUGAGCACAACGAGCAUGAAUGCCUGCUAAACAAUGAGACCUGGUAUAUCCUCUCCUCGUGCCUGGUCUCCUUCUUCGCCCCUGGCGUGAUAAUGAUUCUGGUGUACUGCAAAAUUUAUAGAGUGGCUAAGCAGCGCUCUUCGACAGUUUUUGUCGCCAAAAACGGCCUGGAGAGACAGCCGUCGCAGUCGGAGACGUGUUUUGUGCGCAAGGAUAAGUUUGAGAUGGAGAGUCCAAGCAGCCAAAGUUCUGGCAGCAAUCAGCGGCAAGAAGAGCUGGACGACAUCGAUCUGGAGGAGAGUUGCGCGUCCGACAACAAACCCAGGAACUCGCGCUUCUCCAAACGGAGGAAAGUGGAAGGCUCAGACUGCUGCCCGAAACAGAGCUGCCGACUGUCGUGGGCCUCCAACCGCGCUUCGGAGCUCUUCCAGGAGCAAAAGACUAGACAGCAGGCCAUUUCCAAAACUAAAGUGGCACAGAUGCGCGAGAAGCGCUUCACUUUCGUCCUCGCUGUGGUUAUGGGGGUCUUCGUGCUAUGUUGGUUCCCUUUCUUCUUCACGUACAGCCUGCACGCAAUAUGCAGGAAAAGUUGCACAAUUCCAGACGCCCUUUUCAACCUCUUCUUCUGGAUUGGGUACUGUAAUAGUUCUGUGAAUCCUAUCAUUUAUACAAUUUUUAACCGAGACUUCCGGAAAGCAUUUAAGAAAAUCAUAUGCAGGACUGCAAAACGCACUUAAGGGAGUUUUCACUGUGUUGCCGUGUCAUAAGUUAUGCUCCUUUGUUUGUUUGAAAUUUCCUGUGUCCUUGAAACAUUAGUUUGGUAUUAAAUUUAGAGUAUGUAAAUAAUAUUUGAAUUAAGUAAAAAAGAAACAAUCAAGUGUUGUGCACACUUUAGCCAAUAUCCAGCAGAAAAGAAAGGUCUUAGACGAACAAAGGCAUUAACUUCUUUUGUAAUGUUGUCAUUGUUAAAAUACAAAGUGCAAUGCAUUCUUUUCGAAGUGUUUACAAAAUGAUAUACUUGGUAUAUAUACAUGGAGUUAACAUUAAGCAAAGCUAUAUAUAGCUUGUCA